Etheostoma cragini (Arkansas darter) is the source of this 1474-nucleotide messenger RNA. Its product is annotated as zinc finger protein 239-like. Gene Ontology annotation, cellular component: nucleus. The record is from RefSeq and is a predicted model, not a curated record. Bases 533 to 1474 code for a protein of 313 amino acids. Gene Ontology annotation, biological process: central nervous system development; regulation of transcription by RNA polymerase II. The transcript is spliced from 4 exons. Lineage: Eukaryota; Metazoa; Chordata; Actinopteri; Perciformes; Percidae. Gene Ontology annotation, molecular function: DNA-binding transcription factor activity, RNA polymerase II-specific; RNA polymerase II cis-regulatory region sequence-specific DNA binding.
GGGAAACAAAGAAAGCGGAACCAAUGUGCGGGUAUCAGUACACCACGGUGCCCAGGUGAUGGACUCCUUCCUCCUCUUUGGAGACGAGGAUGGCGGUUUGUUUUCUCACUCACUGAUGCCGUAAUUCUGCUUUCCAGGGUUUUGCCUAUGAGGGUUAAGUAGUGAACCCCUAUCAAGAAACAUCAUUUGUUACCCCAGUUACUCAAUUUGAAACCACCCCCUUGGGGCAGACGUCAAACUGGCGUCCGGAGCAGGAAAGAAGGAGAAAGAGGAAGAGGAGGAGCCUGCAGCAGUGAAGGAGGAGGAGGAGGAGCCUGCAGCAGUGAAGGAAGAGGAGGAGCCUGCAGCAGUGAAGGAAGAGGAAGAGCAGCAGCAUGCAUCAGUGAAGGAGGAAGAUGAGGAGGAGCUUGCAGCGGUGAAGGAGGAAGAGGAGGAGGAGCAGCCUGCGGCAGUGAAUGAGGAAGAGGAGGAGCCUGCAGCAGUGAAAAAGGAAGAGGAGGAGUAUGUGGUGGAGAAGGUUUUGGACCGCAGAAUGAUGAAGGGAAGAGUAGAGUUUCUGCUAAAAUGGAAGGGGCUCUCAGAUGAGGAUAACACAUGGGACCCACAAGACAACCUGGACCUUGACCUUAUCACCGAGUACCUGCAGAAACACGAGGAGGAGGAGGAAGAGAUGAAGGAGGGCAAGAGGAAAGGUGUGAGGGAGGCCUCAGGAGACUCAGAGGAGCGAGGGAGCAAGAGGAAGAAGGAGGAGACACAGAGAAGAGGAGAGGGAUCAAAACGUCACCACUGUCAACACUGUGACAAAUCUUUCACAACAUCUGGAACGUUAAAGCUUCAUCGGAGACUUCACACUGGAGAGAAUCUACACAGCUGUGAUCAAUGUGGGGCAGCUUUCACACUGAAGAGUAUCCUAAUGAUACACCAACGCAGUCACACUGGAGAGAAGCCGUACGGCUGUGAUCUAUGUGGUAAAACCUUUUCUAGGAGGGAUAGCCUAGUAAUCCACCGCCGUGUUUACACCGGAGAGAAACCAUACCGGUGUGAACAAUGUGGGAAAACCUUUACUAAUAAUAGUGGCUUUAAAUGUCACCAGCGCAGACACACUGGAGAGAAGCCGUACUGCUGUGAUCUUUGUGGUAAAGCCUUUACUCAAAGUUGUGACUUUAAAUCUCACCAGCGUGUUCACACCAGAGAGAAGCCGUACAGCUGUGUAUCCUGUGGGAAAAUGUUUUCUACGAGCAGUGCCCUUAAAACACAUAAACGCUUUCACAAUGGAGAGAAGCCAUACAGCUGUGAUAUAUGUGGUAAAAUGUUUAUUGCUAGCGGUAGUCUUAAAAUACACCGACGAGUUCAUACCGGAGAGAAGCCUUACUGGUGUGAACAAUGUAGGAAAACGUUUUCUCAGAGUAGUCACCUUAAAUCUCACCAACGGUUUUGUCUGAUAUUUCUCUUGGUCUUCUUGGAAAAUGUUUAA